UCUGCUGCUCGGCGGCGCCAGCGCCGCGAUCCGGGCGCCGAGGGGCUGCCAUGGGGCGGGGAGCGGCCGCGGCGGCGGGGCCCGGCUGAGGACGGCGAGCGGCGGCGGGGCGGCCGGCCCUGUGGGCCCGAGCCGGCCCGGGGGCGGCCACGCGGGCGCCCACGUCAGCGAACGGCCUCAGCGUGUGUCCCUCCCAAGCCACCACGCAUCAGCUGCAGACAUGGAGCGUGAGCGGGUCGGCGGGAGCAAGGAGCUGGGCGUGGCCACCCCCUUGUACCGUUGCUCGGCCUGCAAUGGGGACGAGGACUGGGGCCUCGGCCACCCCAUCCGGGGCCGUGCCAAGUCCCGCAGCCUCUCGGCCUCCCCGGCGCUGGCUGGCAAUAAGGAGUUCAGGAGGACCCGCUCACUGCACGGGCCCUGCCCGGUGACCACAUUUGGACCAAAGGCCUGUGUGCUGCAGAACCCCCAGGCCAUCAUGCACAUCCAGGACCCUGCGAGCCAGCGGCUGGCCUGGAACAAGCCGCCGAAGAGUGUGCUGGUGGUGAAGAAGCUGCGGGACGCCAGCCUGCUGCAGCCCUUCAAGGAGCUGUGCUCGUACCUGACGGAGGAGAAUGGCAUGAUCGUGUAUGUGGAGAAGAAAGUUCUGGAAGACCCGGCCAUUGUGAGCGAUGCUCACUUUGGACCAGUGAAGAAGAAGUUCUGCACCUUCCGCGAAGAUUACGAUGACAUUUCCAACCAGAUCGACCUCAUCAUCUGCCUGGGUGGGGAUGGCACGCUGCUGUAUGCAUCCUCUCUCUUCCAGGUGCAGGACCCGCCCACCCCCUACCCCUCGGGCAGUGCCCCCUCCCCCCACCGUCAUGGUCUCUCACACUGGCCCCUCGCAACCCCCCUGCAGGGUAGUGUCCCCCCAGUCAUGGCCUUCCACCUGGGCUCCCUGGGCUUUCUCACGCCCUUCAGCUUCGAGAACUUCCAGCCCCAAGUCAUGCAGGUCAUCCAGGGGAACGCGGCUGUGGUUCUGCGGAGCCGCUUGAAGGUCCGGGUGGUGAAGGAGCUCCGCGCCCAGCCUCCGGCCGUCUCCAACGGUCUGAGUGAGCACCUCAGUGAGCACAGGGUGCCGGCCACCGCCCUGGACGUGGAGCUGGGGAAGCAAGUGAUGCAGUACCAGGUGCUGAAUGAGGUGGUGAUUGACAGGGGCCCCUCGUCCUACCUGUCCAACGUGGACGUCUACCUGGACGGGCACCUCAUCACCACGGUGCAGGGGGAUGGUGUGAUCGUCUCCACCCCCACGGGGAGCACGGCCUACGCGGCAGCCGCCGGGGCCUCCAUGAUCCACCCCAAUGUGCCGGCCAUCAUGAUCACGCCCAUCUGCCCCCACUCGCUGUCCUUCCGGCCCAUCGUGGUCCCUGCAGGGGUGGAGCUGAAGAUCAUGCUGUCCCCAGAAGCCAGGAACACUGCUUGGGUGUCCUUCGAUGGACGAAAGCGACAGGAGAUACGCCAUGGAGACAGCAUCAGCAUCACAACAUCUUGCUACCCGCUGCCCUCCAUCUGCGUGCGAGACCCCGUGAGCGACUGGUUCGAGAGCCUGGGCCAGUGUCUGCACUGGAACGUGCGCAAGAAGCAGGCACAGUUCUCGGAGGAAGAAGAGGGCGGUGCCGACGGCUAGAGCCUCCGUCAGGGACACGGAGGCGGCCUCUGUCCACCACAUGACCUAUCAAUGUUUCAGAUCUGAUUCUUUUUUUGCAUUUCUAAGCGAGGUGCCUAGUGGCGCAGGGGGCAGGCGCUGGGCAGUGGGUCGCCUCCAGGCACUUUCUCUGGAUCAGUGAGGUCCUGGGGGGGGGCUUGUGGUCAAUCAGUCUGUCCUUUGGUGCGAAAGCAAUUGUCACGGCCUAAAUUCUCUCGCUGCACCGAUUCUCCCUGAUUUUGCACCUGUCCUCGGAAUGCUGGAGGGACACUGAGGGACUCAGCGCCAGCCUGUUUUGAUGGAUGGCUAGGGGACUGUUGGUGCCAUGGCUCCAUAGCCCAUGAGCAGAGUAGUGGGGACUGUCUGGUUGAUUCUUCUCAGGAUGUCAGGCUUUUGGGGUCCCCAUCGUCCCUUGAGCGCACACUCCACAUGUGCCCCAGGGCCUAGUAAGGGAUUGCCCCAGGCCUCGUGCUUUUGAUCUGUGGGCCCCGCCGGGCGGGUGCACCUACCAGUAACCCUGGCGCUAGCUGGGCAGGAGGCUCCUGAGUUCCUGGGGGGCCCCGUACCUUCACCUGGCAAUGAUGGGACGGCCUCAGUGGCCCCAUGGUGCCCUUGGCCGGGGAUCUGCAGAGCUGGCCCUGCUCCAGGUGUGCUGACCACUGCCCGAUGCCUGCCCGCGUCUGCACACAGGAAGGAAGGGUGUGCUGACCUUGCAGCGCAUCCCAUGGCCUGGUACCCUAGUGUCCAUACUGUUAAUAUCUCGAAAGUUUGUUCAAUGUUGAAAAGCUUUAUCACUAUUUUCCGAUUCUUUCAAUAAACAGACUUGUUUAAAAAGCUGGA
This is a messenger RNA of Sorex araneus (European shrew), 2521 nucleotides long. RefSeq names its product NAD kinase (gene NADK). Gene Ontology annotation, molecular function: NAD+ kinase activity. Lineage: Eukaryota; Metazoa; Chordata; Mammalia; Eulipotyphla; Soricidae. The transcript is spliced from 11 exons. The record is from RefSeq and is a predicted model, not a curated record. Gene Ontology annotation, biological process: NADP+ biosynthetic process; NAD+ metabolic process. Bases 221 to 1663 code for a protein of 480 amino acids.